Lolium rigidum is the source of this 1119-nucleotide messenger RNA. RefSeq lists its product as uncharacterized. The transcript is spliced from 5 exons. The record is from RefSeq and is a predicted model, not a curated record. Gene Ontology annotation, molecular function: DNA-binding transcription factor activity. The coding region runs from base 1 to 1119 and encodes 372 amino acids. Lineage: Eukaryota; Viridiplantae; Streptophyta; Magnoliopsida; Poales; Poaceae.
AUGGUGCAGGACCACGCCAACAACCACCACCACCUGCAGCAGCAGCUGGCCAAGUACGGCGGCGCUGGCGGCAACGGCAACAGCAUCGCCGGCCCCGGCCCCGGCGUUUCGGCCACAGGCGUGGCGCGGGCGUCGAGGAAGAACAAGCCCAAGAAGAUCCCGCAGCGCGGCCUCGGCGUGGCGCAGCUCGAGAAGCUCCGCAUCGAGGAGCAGAAGAAGAUGGGAGGGUCAGGGACAGCCACGGCCACGCCAUCGUCUCACGCGCUCAACGGCGGUGGCCUCUGCCAGCUCCCCACGCUUCACCAUCUUCCGCCACCGGCGCCACCACUGAGCGCUCUGUCGAGACCCGCCACCGACGGCGGCGCGCACUGCGGCUUCCGGCCGGUGCUCUGGAGCCCGGUGGAUCCCAUGAAGCAACCGUACAAGAGAAGCCUGUGCCCUCAGCCUCCACUCCCAAUGGUGACCACGGGCCUGUCUCUGACGGCGCCGUCGAGCCACCCUACGGAGCCCCCUUCAAACCAAAUGUACAGAAGCAGCACGAGCAGCAUGGCGGCGCUGGCGCCGACCGAGGAGGAGAUCAGGGAGACGGCCGGCGUGGAUAGGUCCUGGCCCUUCAUGUUCGAGGGGAUGGCUGCCUUCAGGUCGACGAGCAAAGCCCUUCCUCCUCCUCCUCCGGUGCCCACUUUCGCCAUCAGGACGGCCAGCGAUUCUGGGUUGGCCGAUGCUAGUCCUGACCUGAGUAGAUACGAGUUCAGAGCAACUAAUUACUUCAGUGGAAGUGCGUACCCGAAUUGUUCAGACUGGACAUCAGAGUUGGCUCACCGUAAGGAUGCCGGCCAUGGCAGAGACGCUGCCUUGCUCACCUUGAGCUCGCGGCCUCCACACCUCAUCAAGCAGCCUCACGUGGCGCCAUCAAUGCACAGCCCGGAGUACAGAGACUUCAGUGCCAGCGCCAUGCCAUCCCAGGCAAGUCAAAAUCAGGCAGCAUCGUCGUCGUCGCAGCCAUUCUACACCUUCCUCCCGGUCGGUCCGGUUCGUGGCGAGAGAGCCCAAAGCGAGUGCAAGACCGACAUGCCAGAAGGCAGUGUCGACUUGGAGCUGAAGCUAUGGCAGGGCUGA